AUGUUUGCAAAACUAAAGAAGAAAAUUGCAGAAGAGGCUGCUGUUGCUCAGAGGCCAGGAGGUGCUACUCGGAUCCCACGGUCAAUGAGCAAGGAAUCAGUUGCUUCUAUGGGGGCUGACUCAGGAGAUGACUUUGCUUCUGAUGGAAGCAGCUCCAGAGAAGAUCUUUUGUCCCAGCUUCUAAGAAGGAAUGAACAAAUACGGAAGUUAGAGGCCAGACUUUCUGACUAUGCUGAACAGGUCCGAAACCAUCAGAAGAUAAAAGAGAAGCUUGAAAUUGCAUUAGAAAAACACCAGGAUUCUUCCAUGCGGAAAUUUCAAGAGCAGAACGAGACAUUCCAAGCCAACAGAGCCAAAAUGGCAGAAGGACUGGCUUUGGCAUUAGCCAGAAAGGACCAGGAAUGGUCAGAAAAAGUAGAUCAGCUUGAAAAGGAAAAAAGAUUUUUGACAGUUCAGCUACAGGAAGUGAAGAACCAGAGUUUAAAUCUUUUCCAAAAGAGAGAUGAAAUGGAUGAAUUAGAGGGAUUCCAGCAGCAAGAACUAAGUAAAGUAAAGCAUAUGCUUUUAAAAAAAGAAGACUGUCUGGGGAAACUGGAGCAAGAACUGGAAACACGAACCAGAGAACUCAGUCAAACCCAAAAGGAGUUGAUGGUCUCCAAUCAGAUGUCUUCUGAUUUAAGCCAGAAGUUAGAAGAAUUGCAGAGACACUGCUCAACGCUGGAAGAACAGAGAGAUCAUGCAACCACUUCAAAAUCAAGUGCAGAAAAUAAGAUCACAGCCUUGGAGCAAAGGGAACAAGAGCUCCAAGCAUGCAUUCAGCAACUUUCCAUUGACUUGCAGAAGGUCACUGCUGACACUCAAGAGAAAGAAACAUUCAUCACGUAUUUGCAAGAGAAGAUAACAUCCUUGGAGAAGAGGCUGGAACAGAACUUGUCAGGCGAAGAACAUGUGCAAGAACUCCUAAAGGAGAAAAUAGUUGUUGAGCAGAAUUUAGAGGAUACGAGACAGCAGCUGUUGGCAGCCAGAAGCACCCAGGCCACAACCAUUGGCAUCCUGGAGACUCGGGUGAAAGAACUAGAGCAGUCCCUCCAGGUUUCUGAGGAGAAGUUAAAGCAGAGCAGUGAAGUUGUGGCUUCGCGGGAGGCUCAGAUUCAAGCGCUUUCCAUCGCAAAUGAAGACAUCACAUGUGCUCAACAGCAGGCUGUCACGGCUCAGCAGAAGUGCACAGAGCGUGUUCACGUGCUGGAGGCCCAGAUAGCUGCCCUGGAGAGAGCACAGGCAGCUGACACAGCAGCCAUGAAGCAGGAGAUGAAAGAGCUGGAGCAAGAAAAUACAGCCCUUAAAGAAAGUAGGAAUCAAUGUGAACAUUCUUUACAACAUCACCAACUUGAACUAAAGAAGCUAAAGGAAGAAUGGAGCCAGAGAGAAAUCGUGAGUGUGGCAAUGGCUCAAGCCCUGGACGAGGUGCGGAAACAAAGGGAAGAGUUCCAGCAACAGGCUGCUGACCUGACAGCAAUAAUCAGUGAGAAGGAGCAGAGUCUGGAAGAAAAAACUAAAGUGAUUCUCCAGAAAGAGCAGGAGAUCCUCCGGCUGAAGGAAGGUCAUGACUCUGCCCUGCUGCAGAUGCACGAGAUGCAGAGUGAGCUGGAGGCCCUGAGGAGUCUGAGAGCAGAGGAGCCCGGGGCAGCUGCUGCACCCGAGGACCUGCGUGGGCUGCCUGGCCUGGAGCAAGGGCCAGCGCUCUCGCUCACUGAGCCUCACGUAAGUCCCAUGUCUAUGACUUUGAAGGACACUGUGUACCAGCUUUCAGCUGUAGAGGGAACACCAAAUGGUGAAGUUGGAACCAUGGAUCUAGGGCAGCUGCAGAAGGAAAAACAGGACUUGGAGCAGCAGCUUAUAGAGAAAAACAAGAUCUUAAAGCAGAUGCAGCAGAGAAUGCUGGAACUCAGAAAGACUCUGCAGAAGGAACUGAAAAUCAGACCUGAUAAUGAGCUCUUUGAGGUCCGGGAGAAAACUGGCUCAGAGGUGCCAAACCUAGCCCCAUCUGUCACAAGUAAUACUGACCUGACCGAUCCUCGAGAGAUCAACUUUGAGUACCUGAAACACGUUGUUCUAAAAUUCAUGUCCUGUCGAGAAUCUGAGGCAUUUCAUCUUAUAAAAGCCGUGUCAGUACUGCUGAACUUUUCACAAGAAGAAGAAAACAUGCUCAAAGAAACACUGGAGUAUAAGAUGUCGUGGUUUGGCUCCAAACCUGCUCCCAAGGGCAGCAUCCGGCCAUCUAUCUCAAGUCCUCGGAUACCAUGGUCUUAG
Elephantulus edwardii (Cape elephant shrew) is the source of this 2310-nucleotide messenger RNA. It is a transcript of the gene GOLGA1, whose product is annotated as golgin A1. Bases 1 to 2310 code for a protein of 769 amino acids. The transcript is spliced from 21 exons. NCBI's taxonomy places the organism in Eukaryota, Metazoa, Chordata, Mammalia, Macroscelidea, Macroscelididae. Gene Ontology annotation, cellular component: Golgi apparatus. The record is from RefSeq and is a predicted model, not a curated record.